AUUAUUAUUAAAAUCAUCUUCGUACCGGCACAAAUUUUACCAAGCCAACAAAGUGUCCAAGGGCAGCUCACAGAAAGUAGACACAGAUCAAGUCCGGCAAUACUCGAACUGCAACAAGAAGUACCUUGACCAGAAUAAUGUGAUUAGAGUCUGGACCAAGUAACUAAACUUCUUUCAUCUUGCUUAUGUUUGUUUUAUGUUUUGCUGUAUAUCUUUUCCUUUUCUGUUCUACUAUUUUAUGUUAAAGAAAUAUCCAUGCUUAUCUUGUUAUAUCAUCAAACUUAAGCAAAGCCACCGUCCAUACUUAAAUAAAUUUAUUACAUAUAAUAUUCGAUUUUUCUGUGUUUGUUUAUUGUUGACCAAAAUUGGGUAGCCAACUACACUAUAUUCAAACACUACCAAGAGCCUUUCAAAAGUGUGGGAGGCAAUCAAUCUGGGCAAAAUGACUCGGAUUUGGCAUAUCUCCACAAACACCAUCCGACCAACAAAUCAUAAUGAUCAGCUAAUUCAUAGAAUUGAGUUAACUCCAUGGGAUUUGCGCCUAAUCCAACUUGAUUAUAUCCAAAAGGGGCUUCUCUUUCAAAAACCAGCAGAGUUAGAACAGAGCAACAGCUUGAUUCAACACCUACAAGCCACUCUUUCCCAAACCUUGAACAUCUUCUACCCGCUUGCCGGCCGCCUAGCUGUGAUCGAAAAUGAAGAUAACACCACUUGUUUUUCCAUCAACUGUAAUAGCGAUGGAGCCUUGUUUGUUCAUGCAGCUGCUGACGGGGUCAAAAUGGCUGAUAUCCUUGACUCUGUUUAUGUUCCAGAUGACAUUGUUAACAACCUCUUCUCUAUGAAGGAGGCUUGGAACUACGAAGGCAUUUCGAAACCAUUGCUUGCAGCACAAGUGACUGAGCUUGUUGAUGGCAUCUUUAUUGGUUGCAGCAUAAACCACACGGCUGCUGACGGUACCUCUUUCUGGCAUUUCUUCAAUACUUGGUCUGAAAUAUCUCGUCUUGGCGGUUAUGAUAAAAUUUAUAAACCUCAUCCUGUUUUGGGCCGCCAAUUUUAUGAAGGGGUGAUUGAUCUCCCAAUUCACCUACCCUCCUCCUAUGUCAAUGAAAUCAAGAGCAAGCAGCUUAUAAUUGGACAUGGUUCAUCUUCAGAUUCUUUACAAAGGGUAGUGUUUCAUUUUCCCAAAGAAAAAGUUGCAUGGCUCAAAUCCAAGGCCAAUGCUGAGAUGGGCACCAUUGACAGUAACAUUAGCAUCUCAUCCCUUCAAGCACUCAUGGCUCAUCUUUGGCGGGCGAUAACACGCGGCAGACAUCUGAACCCAGAUCAAGAGGUUGCUUAUCGCGUUGCGGUGGGAUUGAGGCAAAGAUUGAAUCCACGAUUGCCAAAAGAGUACCUCGGGAAUGCCCUUCUAGGCGUUAUUGUCAAGUGCACUGCAGGGGAGCUGCUAGAACAUGGGCUAGGCUGGGCGGCUUCCCAAAUAAACAAGACAAUUGCUUCCCUGACAGCUGAAGAAGCGAGGAAGUACAUGGAGGAUUGGGUAAAAGCUCCUACAUUUCUUUCAAAUAUGCUGGGGGAACCAACAAAUGUGGAAUUGGUCACAGGAAGCUCGCCGCGGUUCAAUGUGUAUGGUAAUGAUUUUGGAUGGGGAAGCCCGGUUGCUGUGCGAAGCGGAAUUCCAGAGAGAAAGCUUGGGAAGCUGACAGUGUUUCCUGGGCCAGAAGAUGGAAGUAUUGAUUUUGAAGCUUGCCUUUUGACUGAGACUCUUCGAGCUAUGGCCGACGAUGCAGAAUUCAUGAAGGCUGUGCUCACAUGAAGUGCCCUGCUUUUGAAAUUGGCUUGCAAAUUAAAGUUUGUCAGUGUGCUUAAUUUCAAGGUUGGUGAAAUUUACUAGGUUAACCAACUGAAUCAAGCAGUUAUAUUUAGAAAAUGAUGAAUUUACUUUGCACAUGUCCAUUGAGAUGUAUGUUGCUUGAAAUCCCUCAUCUUAAUAUGUAGAAACUUCACCACUCUCAGUUCAUAAUCAAACUUAACCGUCAAAUUCUCAUUCAUAAUACUAACAAACUGGUGUCCUUCGAAUUAA
Molecule: messenger RNA, 2080 nt
Organism: Prunus persica (peach)
Lineage: Eukaryota; Viridiplantae; Streptophyta; Magnoliopsida; Rosales; Rosaceae
Exons: 1
Coding region: 443-1813 (456 amino acids)
Source: RefSeq, a predicted model, not a curated record